UCCACCCGGAGGGGUGGAAAUUCGUUACCGGAGUUUUUUUUCGGACCGUCAGGGCACGGUCUCGCGACUUCCCGUCGUCUAGCAUAGCUUCCCAGAGAUCUCGCAAGGCAGCCGCUGCUGCGCCCUUUUCGCACCCUCCCUUCCCUUCCUCCUGCAGUGGUCUUGCAUACGGCUUCCCCUUCACUGUCGGCUACGCCUGGUUCUGCUCCCUUUCCGUCGUCAUCCUCGUUCCUGCCAAGAUCUGGACGGUGGGCCUUCCUCUCGACUCAAGGCUGACUCACGCCUCUCUCCCUCGAUUCUCACCGCGGGCGCCGGCGCCCCUCAGGGACUUUCCUGUAUGUGUAUAUAUGCAAGUGUCUGUGUCUGUGUACAUGCCUGUACACAUUGCAGCAACUGCAUCAAAGGUGAAGCAUUUCAUUUUGGUCUCUUCCCUUGGCACAAACAAAGUUGGGUUUCCUGCUGCUAUUCUAAAGUAAGUCUUUGUUGGAAGGCAGAAGAAGCCUUGAUUGCCAGCGGAAUUCCUUACACUGUGAGUCCGAAUCCUGAUUCCGGUCGCAACGAAAAGCAAGAAGAGAAGUUGGUAGAGAACCGGCCGCCAGGGAAUCGGUUAUUCUGUUCCCUUUGAUCGCUCGGAAAAAUGAACUGCUAUGCACCUCUUGUCGAGAAACGCAUUCGAAUCUCUCCUGCCCGUCUAACCGUGUUCUUGGAAAUUUGAACAGCUAUUUCUUUGGUGGAUUCCCCGUAUUAUGAUUGCCGCUCAUAGAACUCAAAAUGCUAGAGUCAUUAAGGCUUCUAUCUCUCGUCAUUAUGAGCUUCAAAGACGGCAUUUUGAUUGUACCCAUCAAGUUUCGACCACCAAAUUUAGGACCCAACAAUUCGGCAACGAUGAAAUCAGCAGAUUGUGCAAGCAAGGCAAGUAUCACGAGGCAUUUGGAGCAUUUGAGUCCCUAACGAAGACUGAUUUCAAGGUUAACGCCGGAACGUAUGCCCGCUUAAUUCAAGCUAGCUCGAAUUUGAAGUCGUUGGAACAUGGCAAGCAAGUUCACGAUCACUUGGUAAAGUAUGGAGAUCCACCAGAUACAAUACUGUGGAACCACAUUCUCAACAUGUAUGGGAAAUGUGGGAGUUUAGGAAAUGCUCGCCGAGUGUUCGAUGAAAUGCCGGUUAGAAACUUCGUUUCAUGGACUGCCAUCAUUGCUGGAUAUUCACAGCAUGGUGAUGGAAAGGAAGCUGUUCGACUUUAUCGGCGUAUGAGGCAGGGGGGUCUCACCCCUGAUAAGUUUGUAUUGGCUAAUAUAGCGAGGGCAUGUUCGAUUCUGCAAGAUGUGGAAUUGGGCAGACAAAUGCAUGGUCAUGUGGUCAAAAGUGAAGAUGGAUUGGAGCCGCUUGUUCAGAACGCAUUGGUUUCAAUGUAUACUAAAUGCAACGUGGUUGAAGACGCAGAGAUCGUGUUUGAUCGAAUUGGUGAUAAAAACAUGGUCUCCUGGACUUCCAUGAUAGCAGGGUUGUCGCAGAACAAUUUUGUGUUUGAGGCUCUCUGGGUAUUCAAGGAAAUGUUGACAGCAGAUAAGAGUGUCAACGAGUUGACUUUUGGCAGCGUCUUGAAGGCCUGUAGCAGUUCCAUUCUUUUAGAGCAGGGGAAACAAAUACAUGGUUUAAGUAUGAAACAUGGAUUUUCUCGUGAUGUCUUUGUUGGUUGUUCCCUCAUUGACAUGUAUGCAAAAUGUGGAGAUCUGGCCUCAGCUCGGCAGUCGUUUUACAUGAUACAGGAUCCAGACGUAGCAUCAUGGAAUGCAAUCAUAGGUGCUCAUGCUUGCAGUCAGUAUGUUGAUGGGGCCUUGCAUGUAUUUGCUCUAAUGCAAAAUUAUGGCACGGUACCAGAUUCGGUGACUAUUCUUUGCUUGCUUAGUGCAUGUAGAAGUUUUCCUUCUUUAAUUGUUGGCCAAUCAAUUCACUCGUACAUUAUUAAAUCAGGUUUUGAUAUAAAUGUUGCUGUGUGCAAUGCGCUUUUGACCAUGUAUGGCACUUAUAACCUUUCUGAUGCAUUAAGUGUCUUUCAUGUUAUGGAUAAGCAAGAUCCGGUCUCUUGGAAUGCAAUCAUGGCAGCAUGCAUUCAGCAUAACGAGGUAGAUGAUGUCUGCAGGUUGUUUAGGUUGAUGCACCGGUCUGAUAUGAAGCCCGACAGUGUCACACUGAUCAGCUGUCUUAGUUCUGCAUCGAAGGUAGCUGCCUUAGAAUUGGGGAUUCAAGUUCAUGACUAUGCAAAUAAACUUGGCUUUGAUCUUGAACUAUCUGUAGCAAAUGGACUCAUUGACAUGUACGCUAAAUGUGGAGCUCUUGAAUCUGCCAAGAGCUUUUUCUCAUGGAUGUCUAAACCGGAUGUGGCUUCUUGGAGUAGUUUGAUAGUUGGAUAUGCACAGUUUGGAAGUGCAGAGAAAGCUCUAAGUCUCUUUGACGAGAUGGUUCGUUUAGGUUUUAAGCCAAACAGUAUAACGUUUGUAGGAGUACUUUCUGCUUGUAGCCGAGUAGGCCUAGUUGAUGAGGGUUACAAUCACUACAGAACUAUGACAAUGAACUACGGGAUUACACCAACCAGGUCACAUUGUUCAUGCAUGGUUGACCUGCUAGGGCGUGCUGGCCGCUUAAAUGAAGCCUGUGGCUUUAUCAACCAGAUGCUUUAUGAACCUGAUGUAGUUGUCUGGAAAUCUUUGCUUUCUGCCUGUAGAAUACAUGGGGACUUGGCUCUGGGAGAAAAAGCAGCAAAGAAAGUUCUUCAAUUGGAUCCCACUAAUUCUUCAGCUUUUGUUUUGCUUUCAAAUAUUUAUGCUGCAUCUUCGCUUUGGGAUGAUGUUGCCAAACUUCGGCAAAUAAUGAGGCAAAGGGGUGUAAAGAAAGAUCCAGGCAAGAGUUGGGUCAAAACUAACGGCAAAUUGCAUGUGUUUGUAUCUGAAGAUAGGACUCAUCUGCAAAUGGAGGAUAUAUAUGCAGUUUUGGGUGACCUCUACAUUCAGAUGGAUGAUGUCCAUAGAACUGAAUCAACCAUUAGAGAGAUGAUUCCUGGCGGUGUGACCUGCAUAUGUUAGAAAUAAAAAAGUUCAGUUGCUUUUCUAAUAGCAAUUAUUUAUUAAAUAUAUGGACAGCACACAAUUUUGAUGAUCUGAUCAUCACUAAUAAAGAUGCAAACAAAGCCAACUGGGCCGAUGAUGCAUUGCUGCCUAAAACAAAUGUCUACUCGAAAGAUUCACAUAGGAAUGGUGAGGGUCCAACACGAAAGCCCUUCAACAUUUCCUGUAGAAAAUGGAUGGAAAAGUUCCAUUUUGAAGAUUGAUGAAAGAUCACCAACUUCUUCUGUAGCUGCUAAGGGAUGAUAAUUCAUUUAUGGAAUAAAAACUGUGUUUUAUAGCUUUAUUGGAAAUUUGAUAUCUUGUUUGUCAUCCACAGAGUUUUCUACUACAGGUGUUUCAAUCUCUGCAGUGGGCAGUAAAUAAUUCUUAGAUGGACUAUUACCUUGAAGGAUCUGCAUAUCAAAGACAUGUUUCUGCUAGGCCUCUAUGGACUUUAAUAGGAGGAUGGCUAAUUGAGCAAUGGCGCAUGCCAUUUGCACCAGCCGCAACAAUUACGUGGUGGAUGAGACGUUCCUCAUAGCCUUCAACAUGAUAUCACAUAUAAAAGGCGUGCUUCUAUCCUUAAUAAUAUUAGUGUUAAGGUCCAUGCCAGUCACAAAGCCUAUAGUCAGAGGCAUACGACACUGACCUCGUAGAUCAUGUGGGGCUUCAAGCAUUUAAAUCUGGUCGGCGAUGGCAGUGCCUAGCAACACAGUUUAUGAUUGCUGGAGGCAUGAAUUGGAACCUAGAUCUGCAUAACGAUCUUUCUCGAUGGCGUUUUGGAUGAGUUGUUUUCUAGUUUCCCAUCCAUAAUCAUCUAAGAACUUUCCAUGUGGUAGGGAAUCUGUUAAAUCAGCAGCAAAAGGAUGAUUUAUCUUAAGAAAUAAUCUCAGAUGCAGCUUUAAUUCUCAAAACAGCAGCUGGCUGCCCAGGGAAGUACUAAAAUGCUUGAAGCAACCGGGCACCAAACAAGAGAUUGGAAGUGUGGGGUGGAUCGAGGAACGAGCUUUGAUCCCAUCAUGAGGAGUUAAAUUUGUUUUCUGACAAAUAUGGGCGAUCGAAAAAGUUCUACCCUUUGGGUUAGCACCACUUCACCAGCUACCAUUACCUGCGGUUUCGUGUCCCUCCAUGUGGUCAACACUGGGUAUUUCCAUGGAAAGUUUCAAUGGAAACAUGAAAACAGGACCGACUUAGUUGUAUUUACUCUUCAAGGAGUGAAAAGGGAGGAGAUUCUUGGAUGGGGAAGAUUAAAGAAAUUGCAAAGGCUUGGUUCCAUCAAGCUACUCAGCAGAGUAAGAACCAUAGCACAGGUAAUGCCAGUUGAAAGACUAAUGCCAUGAGAGAAUUGGUUGAUUGCAUGUGAGUUCGAAUAAGAACCAAGAACAAAAAAAAAAGGGUCAGCUUAUCUCCGAUCUGUGGCCCACUUAAUGGCUCCCUCUCUCUCUCUUUCUCUCUUUUUAUUUGCAUUAGGAAAACUUUCCUGUAUAACAGAACAGGGAAAUUUUUCUGUAUACCAGAAAAGUGAAAACAUAGUUAUGGCGACGAGGCUGAAGUUCGCUUAUUGUUUCA
Molecule: messenger RNA, 4673 nt
Organism: Nymphaea colorata (pocket water lily)
Lineage: Eukaryota; Viridiplantae; Streptophyta; Magnoliopsida; Nymphaeales; Nymphaeaceae
Product: pentatricopeptide repeat-containing protein At3g53360, mitochondrial
Exons: 6
Coding region: 747-3083 (778 amino acids)
Biological process (GO): RNA modification
Molecular function (GO): protein binding; RNA binding
Source: RefSeq, a predicted model, not a curated record